CAGUUGGUUUGGUUUUUUCAAUUUCUUUUCUUAAUUUGUUAAGAUCAUUUUCGUCUCUAAUUAUAACCUUCUGUAUCAUUAAUUGUUUGUUCUGUUUAAUCUAAUUGUCUUUGUAAAGAUCAAUCAAAAUGUCGGCUGGCUUAAUGCCUUUGAAUCCUAAACCAUUUCUAAAUGGUUUAACUGGAAAACCUGUUGUUGUCAAGCUAAAAUGGGGCAUGGAGUACAAAGGAUAUCUUGUCAGUACCGAUAAUUACAUGAAUCUUCAGCUGGCUAACACUGAAGAAUAUGUUGGUGGUAAUUUCGUCGGUAAUAUUGGUGAAAUUUUAGUUCGAUGUAACAAUGUUUUAUAUAUCAAGGGAGUUGAAGACGAAGAGGAAGAUGGAGAGAUGAGGGAAUAGCCUAUUGCUCACUUCAAGUGCUAAAACAACAACAAGUAAAAGGAACCAAAGUGAAAACAAACAACAUGAACCAAUUUUUUUACGAACAAAAUUUCCAAUCUAUCAAAUUCUCAACUUAAUGUGUACAUCUCAUCAUAUUGAGAUAUGUAUUCAUCCAACUUGUAAUAAACCAUUUUACAAGUUACACAGAA
This is a messenger RNA of Panonychus citri (citrus red mite), 589 nucleotides long. It is a transcript of the gene SmF, whose product is annotated as small nuclear ribonucleoprotein F-like. Gene Ontology annotation, biological process: mRNA splicing, via spliceosome; spliceosomal snRNP assembly. The record is from RefSeq and is a predicted model, not a curated record. Gene Ontology annotation, molecular function: RNA binding. Bases 129 to 398 code for a protein of 89 amino acids. Gene Ontology annotation, cellular component: catalytic step 2 spliceosome; U1 snRNP. The transcript is spliced from 2 exons. NCBI's taxonomy places the organism in Eukaryota, Metazoa, Arthropoda, Arachnida, Trombidiformes, Tetranychidae.